AUGAUGCACGGUUUCGCUGUGAGGUUGGAUGAAGUCAGACGCGAUAGCGAUGGUUCCGUAAUUAUACGCCAAAUUGUUUGCAAUCGGGCGGGCUCAAGAAAGGAAGAGGUUGAAAAGGACGAAAGAAUCAGGGACCACCGACCCCUAACUCGAAGUUGUUGCCGGGCGAGAAUUCGUGCAAGACUAGAUACAAAAAUUCAGAAAUGGAAGGUUGUUUCGUUAUACGAAGAGCACUCUCAUGAAUUAGUUGAUCCACUCGACGUUAGCAUGAUGCCUGAGUUUCGCACAUUCAGUGUAUCGGAUAAAGAUCAGGGAAAGAAUUUGCACGACAUAGGCAUCAGGACCUGUCACAUCUUGGGAUACUUGGCUGCUCAAAAAGGUGGAUAUGCAAACUUGUCAUUCAACCAAAAAGAUAUGUACAACCUCAUUACUCAACAUAGGAAGGAAAAGGUGAAGGGUGGUGAUGCAAAUGCUGCAAUAAGCUACCUGAGAGGUAAAGUUGGGAAUGAUUCUUAUUUCUUUGGCAAGUACACAUUAAGUAAUGAGAAUCGAUUGGAAAAUUUGUUCUGGGCUAAUGGGACUAGCCGUAUUGAUUAUGAGUGCUUUGGGGAUGUCUUGACAUUUGAUUCGACUUACAAUAGGAAUAUCUACAAUAAACCACUUGUGAUAUUUUCUGGUAGCAAUCAUCAUGGGCAGACUGUCAUAUUUGGUUGUGGUCUUCUUGUUAAUGAGGAUAUUGGUUCAUACAAGUGGCUCUUGGAAACUUUUUUGGAAGCAAUGGGGAGUAAACACCCUACGGCAGUUGUCACCGACGGAGAUCUUUCAAUGAGAGAAGCAAUUAAACAGGUCUUUCCUUAUGCAACACAUCGACUAUGUGCAUGGCACUUACAUAGGAAUGCAUGCGAGAAGGUUAAGAACAGUGGAUUUCUAAAUGACUUCAAGAAAUUGAUUUAUGCCAAUGUGAGUGUUGUAGAGUUUCAGGUCAUGUGGGAAGACAUGGUGGCCAGGACAACAUCCCAGUGUGAAGGGAUUAACUCUCUAAUAAAAGCAUAUGUGAGAAAGAAAGAUACCCUUGAAUUCAUCAAUAACAUGGAGACCGUGGUUAGCCAUUACAGGAACAAUGAAAGAGUCGCAGAGUUCAAUAGUAAAUAUACCGAUCCAGUACUUGUGACUUCUUUGCCGACACUUGAAGAUUUUGCUGCAAAGACUUUCACUCGUAACAUGUUCCGGGAGGUCAGAAAGGAAAUUGAGGGUGCUUGUGCAAUGAAUACAGAGUUGGUAAUUCACGAUAGUGGAAAACUAUACUUCAAGUGUAACAUUUUUGGAGUGCCAGAGAUUGAUCAUGUGGUUGAGUUUGACAGAGUUAGGGAGAUGCUUCGUUGCGAGUGUCUGUGGUUCGAAAAUAGAGGGAUUCCCUGCAUGCACAUAUUUGUCUGCCUAAAGCACCAACACGUUGAAGUUAUUCCAGAAUGCUUAGUGUGUAAGCGUUGGACGAAGAUUGCCAAGAGUGACUUUAUGAAGACAAACGUCGAUGAUCCAAGUGAUUCUGAUAAGGUACUAAAGUGUCGUUUGGGUGUGUUGGGUGCUGAGUGUUCUAGGUUGAUGGAUGUUGCAUGUAAGAACUCAAGUGAUUUUGUCGAAGCAAUGAAUGUUGUUGUCAACACAAUUAGAAAACUUCAAAAGCGAGGUGAAAAUUCACGCAACGGUAACUUAGACGAUGACUACAUUGUUGACCCAUUGGUGGUGAAGAGUAAGGGAGCCCUCAAGAAAAACUCAAAAUUUAAGCAACAGAGAAGGUGCUCAAACUGCGGUGUGACAGGGCACUACAACAAAAGUUGUCCUAAUCUUCCUGGUAGAAUUCCAAAGGAGCCAGUAGACGAUGAUACAGAAAAGAAUAUCAGCAGCCAUCUUGACAUCUUCACUAAGCGCAAAAGACAUGAUAGUCUGAAAAAUCAGCAGAAGAUGGAAAAAGAUAGGAACAUUGGUGGUGGAAUAGCACCAACCUACGGAAGGUGA
Molecule: messenger RNA, 2016 nt
Organism: Arachis ipaensis
Lineage: Eukaryota; Viridiplantae; Streptophyta; Magnoliopsida; Fabales; Fabaceae
Source: RefSeq, a predicted model, not a curated record